ACUUAGCCCGCUUUGCAUAGAUACCGGUAUCUUUGAUUUGAUGUUCUGAGCAGCUAGUUUAAAUGUUUCUAACCGUUUGUAGCUAGGUGUGGAGCGAUUUGUAAAGAAAGGAAAGCGUGUUCCUGUCAUGAAAGUGUGUGUUUGUCUGGGUGAGAGAUGCUGUCCUCCUGCGGUCCAUAUCUGCGUCUCCUCUCUUGCUCUUUUAUUCUUUUUUUACUCUUCAAAUCCAACCACGCCAAGAGGGAUUUAAAAACCGCCUGUACCACUUGCCAGCAGAUCACCGACAACUUCAACAAGGGCUUUGAGAGAACAGCCAAGCAGAACUUCGGAGGAGGCAACACGGCCUGGGAGGAGAGAAAACUAUCCAAGUAUGAGACGAGUGAGAUUCGCCUGAUGGAGAUUCUGGAGCAUCUAUGUGAAAGCAGCAGCUUUGAGUGCAACCGUAUGGUGGAGGAACACGAGGAGCACUUUGAGACCUGGUGGUUUAAAAAGAAAACCAAACAUCCCGAUCUGCAUAAGUGGUUCUGCAUAGAGACCAUCAAGGUUUGCUGUCCAAAGGGAACAUUUGGACCUGACUGCAACACUUGUAUAGGAGGCUCUGAGAGGCCGUGUCAUGGUAAUGGAGCGUGUGACGGUGACGGGACCCGAGGAGGCAACGGGAAAUGCAGCUGCGACAACGCCUAUAAAGGAGAGUUCUGCUUAGACUGCAUCGAUGGGUAUUUCAACGAAGUCAGGAACGACACUUUCUCUUUGUGUACGGAGUGCCACAGGUCUUGUAAGACCUGCACUGGAGCAACCAACGAGGACUGUGACGAGUGUAAGGAGGGCUGGGAGGACCAAGGAGCCUGUGUUGAUGUGAACGAGUGCACCCAAGAGCCUUCACCAUGCAAAGAGGAUCAAUACUGCCUUAAUAGUGAAGGCUCCUACUCCUGCAAAGCUUGUGACAAAGCCUGCGCUGGGUGCAGUGGACCUGGUUCUGAUGAGUGCCAGGCUUGUGCUGAAGGCUAUCAGGAUGUAGAAGGAUCCUGCACAGAUGUUGACGAGUGCUCUCAGUCUGAGCCUGCGUGUCCAAAGGAACACCAGGAGUGUGUCAACAAUAAAGGUAGCUUCAGCUGCAUCUGCUCCAGUGGCUAUGAGGAGAAGGAUGGAGAGUGCAUCCAACAGAACGAUCCAGCAGAAGAGUCUGAAGAACCGCAGGCAACUACGGAGCCACAUGGGGAGCUCUAAUGUCACAAUGGGAGCAGUAUGGACUAACUGAACCUCAUUAUGUUUUUUUUUUUUUUUUUUUUUACUUCGACCACAUGCACUUAAGAUGCCACCUGCUUUCA
This is a messenger RNA of Cyprinodon tularosa, 1328 nucleotides long. It is a transcript of the gene creld2, whose product is annotated as cysteine-rich with EGF-like domains 2. Gene Ontology annotation, molecular function: calcium ion binding. Lineage: Eukaryota; Metazoa; Chordata; Actinopteri; Cyprinodontiformes; Cyprinodontidae. Bases 157 to 1227 code for a protein of 356 amino acids. The record is from RefSeq and is a predicted model, not a curated record. The transcript has 10 exons.